AUGGCACCCACUGUGAAUCUCCCUGCCCUUUGCCUCCUUGUGGUGUCCUGUCUGACUGUCAGUCAUCCCUACUCCUUGGAAAGAUGCCUGCAGUACUACCAUGAUUUAACCCAGGUUUACUGUGUCAACCACCGGAUCCGGAACCUCUCGCUGACCCUGAAGGAUAUCCCACCCAGCACAUUGGUCCUCAACCUGUCUCGCAAUGAAAUCGGGGACUUGGGCGAGGGGAGGUUCUCCCACUUACCCAGCCUCCAAGUUCUGAGGAUCGACCAAAAUCAGCUGAGACGUGUGGGGAGCGCCUCGUUCAAUGGACUGCGGAAGCUGUCACUGCUCAACCUGUCCUGUAACAACAUUGACACGCUCCUGAGCCGCUCAUUCUGGGGCCUUGGAAACCUGCGCACUCUGCUGCUGUCCCAGAACAACCUGUCCGUGCUGCACCAGGGAGCGUUGCCCCCACUGGCUGAACUGGUUCAGCUGGACCUGCAUCUCAACAGCCUCCGAGACUGGGCCAACCUGGUGGCUGCGGUCAGGGAGCUGCCCAGGCUGGAGGCCCUGGACCUGUCCGGUAACUCCAUCGCCCAGCUCAGCCUCCAGAACGUCUCCUUUCCGGCUUUGCGUGACCUGAACCUCUCCUACAACCCCAUCGCUGACCUUGACCCCGGGGCCUUCCUCAGGAUGCCCAACCUAUCCUCCCUGAGCCUCAACGGGCUCCAACUCAACCUCUCCGAGCUCGGCCUGCGCUCUCUCCGGACCCUGCAGGUGUCCAACGGAAGCGCCUUCGCCGGACCCCAGCUAGCGGACUCCUGUCGCUUUCUGGAACGCCUGCGGGGCCUUCAGGAGCUGGUGGCCAAGUCGGCGGGGCUGACCUCGGAGGGACUCCAGGUCCUGAGCCGGUGCGUCCAGCCCACCUCGCUGGACUUGUCCUGGAACGCCCUGGGGCCUCUGGAUGGUGGUGAGUUUGAACGUUUCGAGGCCUUGGUCAGGCUGAGGCUGGUGAACUGCAGCAUCGCCAAGCUUUCGAACGCUACUUGGAUGAGAAGCAACCGCCUCAAGCACUUGCAGAUCAACCUGAGCAAGGGGCUGCAGCUGGAGGCUUUUGCCUUCUCCAAUCUGGAGGCCCUGGAGUACCUGGACGUGUCAGCCAACCGGCUGAGACAGGUGGACGUGUCCGUGUUCUACGGCCUGGAAGACCUGCAGCAGCUACACUUCGAGGGGAACGAGGUGACCGACCUGGAUCAGGCCCCCUUCAGGCACCUGCGCAACCUCCGGGGCCUGAGCCUGGGCUGGAACAACAUCCGAGCCAUCCGGAGGUCAGCCUUUCAAAACCUGGGCCGGCUCGAAAAGCUCUUCCUGGCGCAAAACCGGAUCGGCCACGUCGAGGGGGGGAGCUUCUCCGGCCUGGUGAGCCUCAAGGUGCUUCACCUGUGGGGAAACUCCCUGAAGGAGCUGCCUCUUGGGGCCUUCGCUGGUUUGAGGAGCCUGUUGCACCUGGACAUCAGCAAGAACAAGCUGUCCACCUGGUCGUCUUCGAGGAGAGCCCCCCGGUCUCCCUUCGCCACACUUAACCAGCUUCGCUUCCUGGGUCUCCAAGACCAGGGCUUCCACGGCCUUGGCCUCCUGCCAAACACCUACUUCAAGGGCCUACACAACCUGGAGAAGCUGGUGCUCGGCUAUGGAGGGAGGAUCCAAUUUGCCGAUGCAACGUUUCAGCUCCUGCCAAACCUGCGGGAGCUCCACAUCAGCUACGCCAAGCUGGAGGCCUUGGACUUCCCCCAUUUAUUCCGGCCUUUGAAGAGGUUGGAAGUCCUUUUCCUCACCAGUGUGGAGUUGGAUGACAUCCCAGUGAGCCUCUUCCAGGGCCUGCCCCAUCUCAGGUUCAUCACGCUGGACCGCAACCACCUGAAGAACCUCAGCCAGAAGCUGCUGGACAACCUGGACUCGCUGCAGUGCCUGUCACUCGACAACAACCCCCUGUCCUGCUCCUGCACCAAUGCCUGGUUCCACAACUGGUCGAUCGAAGACCCUCGUGUUCAGAUCCCCUUUCUAUCCAGCUACCGCUGCAGCCACAAGAGGGGGAGCUUCGUGAACUUUGACACCUCGCCCUGCAACAUCGACUUUAGCCAGUACUGCUUUCUGGCCACCUCCGUGAUGACCCUGUUCGUCAUGGCACUGCCAGCCCUGUACACCAAGGCCAACAUAUACUGCCGCUACCUGUGGUACAUGCAGAGAGCCUGGCUGGGUGGUAGGCGGGGAGACAAACUGGGCAAAGGGUGCAAGUACGACGCCUUCGUGUCUUACAGCUCCAGCGACGAGGAGUGGGUUGUAAACCAACUCUUGCCACACCUGGAACAGCAAGGGCCCGAACGCUUCCACAUCUGCCUGCACAGCCGGGACUUCGAGCUGGGCCUGGACAUCUUCAGGAACAUUGAGAAGGCAAUCUACAGCAGCCGGAAAACCCUGUGUGUGAUCAGCAGCCAGUACCUGAGGAGUGAAUGGUGUUCUCUGGAGAUUCAGCUGGCCAGCCUCAGACUGUUCCAUGACCAGAACGAUGUCCUGAUCCUGAUCUUCCUAGAGGACAUCCCAAACUACCAACUCUCUGCAUAUCACAAACUCCGGAAACUCCUGAAGAGCAAGACCUACAUUGAAUGGCCAGAGAAGAUGGAGAAGCAGGAGUUAUUCUGGGCACGGUUAAGGGAGGCUUUGAGGAACACAGACUCUCUGGACAAAGGCGAUCAGAUUGGAGAUGUCGUUGUAUCCUAA
Messenger RNA from Carcharodon carcharias (great white shark), 2760 nucleotides. RefSeq names its product toll-like receptor 13. Gene Ontology annotation, biological process: toll-like receptor signaling pathway; inflammatory response; immune response. The transcript has a single exon. The record is from RefSeq and is a predicted model, not a curated record. Gene Ontology annotation, cellular component: membrane. Gene Ontology annotation, molecular function: transmembrane signaling receptor activity; protein binding. The coding region runs from base 1 to 2760 and encodes 919 amino acids. Lineage: Eukaryota; Metazoa; Chordata; Chondrichthyes; Lamniformes; Lamnidae.